AGGGAAGGGAUCAGCGGCGCUACCAUACAGACACGAUGCACACUGCAUCUCGACACCCUGCCGGGGGCAACGGGAACCGGAGCGGGCGGCAGCGCUCCCCAGGCCAAAGGCCGGAGAGGAGAGGGCUGCGAUGCCUGGGAGAGCACGGGGUCGGGCUGCGAGGCCGUCUCAAGUGCCUCUCGACAGAGGCGAUGAGGGGGAAACCAACGUUCUUCCACUUGCACUAUGCUGACAUCUCCAAAUCAAAGCUUUGCCGCACGUUGCUGUUUCUCGGUGGCAGGUAUGAAACACGCCAUCAGCUUCUGACAAUUCCUUUCUCUCGCUACCAACGUAACCGGGAAUUUGCAAGAGCUUUAACGAACCCUCACAUCCCCGUUACGUGCCGUGCUGCCCACACGCAGCAGCAGCCUCUCUCUCCCCAGCGCUGAGGAGCUCGUAGAAAAGUAUUGCCCAGCAGAAGCCAUCAUUUCCACUUCAGCUCGAACUCCGGGGAAGAGAGGAGAAAAGCACCGAGAAAGUUUUAUCUGGCAGCAGAAGCAGCCUCCCGCUGUGCCUGCCUGCAGCAGCCGGACUGGGACGAACCGAACCGAGGCUCUUUGUGAUUGACGCUCCACACACCGCGGAACGCAUUGAGUCACUUUCACUUCGAUGGGGGAAUUUGCACACAAGCUCGGAGAGAAACGGACUUAAUAAAUGUUUUCCGCAGCCCCCGCCCCGGCGAAAAUAAAACAGUACCAUAAAAUAAAGACGCCACA
This is a messenger RNA of Gallus gallus (chicken), 755 nucleotides long. RefSeq lists its product as uncharacterized. The transcript has a single exon. Bases 36 to 428 code for a protein of 130 amino acids. NCBI's taxonomy places the organism in Eukaryota, Metazoa, Chordata, Aves, Galliformes, Phasianidae. The record is from RefSeq and is a predicted model, not a curated record.